UAAUCACCGAUCAAGGUCAUGCGCACUACACAUGAAUCGAAGUUCAGAAAAAGAUAAAAAAAUUGUAUAUUUGUAAAGUGGAUGUUAUAUUAAAAAGAAGGUGAAACAAUAUGAAAUUCACUGAAUAUGCAACAGAUAGGCAAACCUUUAAGGUAAAAGGAUGUUUUCUUCUCAUUCUCAUUUCUACAACCGUCGGCGAAAUGGUUGCCCUGUUGGCACUAGUUGGGCACUGGCGGGUGCUACGGGAGGACAUUAUGAGCCCUACACAGCAACAGAUGUGUCUGCCAUUGCACAGAUUCGCUUUGGCAGAUGAUGAGGAAGCAAACAAACAAUGUCCUAGUAGACUUAACAAGAAGAAAAAUUCAAACAUCUGUUGUGGGACUUUGAGUGAUGUGCUUGAUAAAGUUUCUGUCAAGGUUGUCAUGGAAAAAUAUAAUAGUGACGCAAAUCCUGAAAUGAGUUCGCUGAACCUGACGAAUUACAAAUGCAAGGAAUCCGAUAAGAAGCCACCAAAGGCACAUCUUGUGGACUUAUCACAUGAUAAAAAGCCAGUUCCUUUGGGGAUGUCAUCAAAGUUACUAUGGAAUACUGACCCACCAUCUUAUGCAAAUUCUGGGUUGAAGCAUUUAAAAGAAGAAGGAACAAUAUAUGUAGAAAAGCCUGGUCAUUAUUACAUAUCGUCACAACUAAAAACAAAAAUUGCGAAAACGAAUGAUACAGACGCAGCUUCAGACAGCACAUUUAGACACUACGUGCAUUUGAUCUCAAGCAAAGGGACGGAGGGAGUAGUAAUACUUGAGAGUGCACAAUCCCAGUGUGAAAUGGCGUCAGAUGUUUCAGAAAGUACAAGUGUCCUUGGUUCUGUGUUCCGACUGGAGCACGGGGAUCGGUUGUAUGUGGCUACUUCUCAUCCACAAAAUAUUGUUUCUGGUCCACAAAAUAAUUAUUUUAGCAUACACAGUAUUUAGGUUGAAAUGUUGCAAGAUUAUUAUGACAGUAUUUGCACGGGUUUUGCGUGAAAGAACUCGUUACAACCCUGUAAGUUGUAUUUAUGCUGAUCUUAUAAUAUACAUUUGGGUAAUCAUAAUAGGGCCUUUUGAAUAUAAUAUUAUAAUGAUCUCAUCAUUUUUAUAAAUAAGCAUGUAAUAAAACAACUAUUUUAUCAUUUUUUUAAAAUAAAAAAAUAUAUAAAACAUAAAAAUUAAAAAAACAAAACAAAAAAAAAAA
This is a messenger RNA of Mercenaria mercenaria, 1227 nucleotides long. RefSeq lists its product as uncharacterized. Gene Ontology annotation, biological process: immune response. The transcript has 5 exons. The record is from RefSeq and is a predicted model, not a curated record. Bases 111 to 968 code for a protein of 285 amino acids. Gene Ontology annotation, molecular function: tumor necrosis factor receptor binding. Lineage: Eukaryota; Metazoa; Mollusca; Bivalvia; Venerida; Veneridae. Gene Ontology annotation, cellular component: membrane.